AUGAAGACUCCUUCCAAGCCAACCCGGGCUUGCACGACCAAGCAGAUGAAUUUCGAGCCUUCGCAGAUGGUCACCAUCCGUGUCGGCGAUUCGCCAGAGUACAAAGACUUCAUCGCUCACGAAUCGUUCCUCACUUCUCGCUCUGAGUUCUUCCGCCGCGCUAUGAACGGCAGCUGGACGGAGGCAGAAUCUCGAGUCGUGAAACUGCCAGAGGAUGAGCCUGCCAUCUUCGCCAUCUAUCUCAACUUGGUCUACACUGGACACUUGGAGUUUCUGGCCUUCAGCAACCUGAUCACACCCGAAUACGAAGAUAUCUUCCGCAUGUACGUCCUAGCGGAAAAGCUCCAAGACAAGGGCGCAAAGAAUGGUGCCCUCGCUGCCGCUGUCAGUGUUUCUGAGGUAAUGGAUUCGGCAAACAAUUCGACCGUUCCUGCGGCUGAAAUCGCCAACCUCGUCUACAAAGGCACGCCUGAGGGCAGUCCCGGCAGACGCCUCGUCAUCGACAUGUACGGCAUGCUUCCAUUCCGAUCACUGUUUUCCGACGUUGAGGGCAUUCCCUUUCAUCGAGAUGCUCUGAAUGACCUCGUAGAGAUGUUGAACAAGAGUUAUCAGAAGAAGGAUGGAUAUGGAGGGCAUUGGUUUGCAAAAGACAAGAAUCAGAAGCUGUACUUGGAGGAGGAAGAAUGA
Molecule: messenger RNA, 687 nt
Organism: Parastagonospora nodorum SN15
Lineage: Eukaryota; Fungi; Ascomycota; Dothideomycetes; Pleosporales; Phaeosphaeriaceae
Exons: 3
Coding region: 1-687 (228 amino acids)
Molecular function (GO): protein binding
Source: RefSeq, a predicted model, not a curated record